UUUUCCCAGUCGCUUAUCUGCCCUUGGCGCCUGUCUCUCACAACAGAGAAGAAGAAGAAAAUAGGGAACCACCUGUGCCGAUCCUAAACAUUUUGUUUUGGUAUACAAGGUUUAUUCAAUUAUUUUCUUUUUCAUUUUAAUUUGUCCGCCAUAGUUGUUAUCUCUGUUGAACUAAGAUAUACGAUGUUAAAAGGGUACUGUUUUUGUAUAUAUGGCAGGAAAGUAACCGUGUUGCUGAUUUGCUGUAGUGGGUAUCAAAAUUUUCCCGGAUUGUAAAUUGGGUUCUUGACCAUAAAGAGAAAGAAUUGGUGAAAAACAUUAAUGGGGAAUAAUAUGAGGGAAGAAAUCAUGAUUUUGGAUUGGAACCAGGAGCCUCAUGAUUCAGUGAUCAGAUUAGAAUCCAUACUCAAUGAGCUUGAAACUGCCAAUGGACGCAUUGAAGAACGCAUUGAAGAACGCAUCAGACUACUAGAAGCAGUCACCUUCAGGGCUAGGCAGCGUGAUAGGUGGCUACAACCUCAUGCUUCCCCUCAGAUGGUGAAUAUCACUGCAGGAGUUGGAGCUUCUGAUGCACUAAAUGAAGGCAUUCAGAAUGGGAACGAUGCUCUAGCUACCCAAGAAACAGUGGAAUCUGGCAAAACCAACAGAGGUGACAAAAUGCAUUUGGUAGCCAAGGCACUGGGGAUGGAGACGAAUGCUAAAAAGGCAGAGUCUCGUUCUGGGAGCUUCUUUGAUUGUAAGAUAUGCUUCGACAUGGCAAGAGAUCCUAUAUUGACAUGUUGUGGUCAUUUGUUUUGUUGGCCAUGCUUCUGUCAGUUGCCAUAUGUGGAUUCAUAUGCAAAGGAAUGCCCUGAGUGUAAAGGAGAAGUUACUGAUAAAAGUCUAAUCCCAAUUUAUGGGAACGGGGAUGGUAACUGUUCUCGCAAGUCAAAGGAGUCUGUUCCGAUGGCCCCUCCUAGGCCCCAUGCAAACAGGAUUGAUGGUUUUAGGCAACAGCUUAUUAGUCGAGGAACAUCUUCUAUUUUGAUUGAAGAAAGGAUUCAGCAAAUUAGUGACAUAGUUGGUGCAAUGGGGGAGAGAAGACGGUCACAGGAUCUUCUCGGUUCACAUAUCAUGGCUGAAAGAACUACUUUCGUGCCCAGAUCCCAGGCAUCACCUGCCACUGAGACAACAAGCCACCCGCAGCAUGAUUCCCUUCAAGUUUCAAGAUUAUUACAAGGAGCUGCUUCAGUAUCUUCCUUUUCUUCAGCAUUGAAUACUGCAAUGAAUUCUGCAGAAAGAUUAGUCGAGGACCUCGAGGCAUACAGUAGUAGUCACCAUGUGAGAAGAAACCAGCAACAAUCUCCACAUAUUGGUAAUGGAGAUACAUCUUCAAGCAUCGCUGCAGUUUUACACCCAGAUAGCCAGACUUCUGAUACUGCAGCUGAAAUCAAUUCUGAUGUGCUCCCUUCUGAUUCUUUUUUAAGAACUGAUACUGUUGUUGUGGACUUGGAAGACCAGACAACGGAUUCAGAAAUAAAUUCUACAUUGCCCUCUUCUUCUUCUCGGAGAAGAACUAAUCCAAGAGGUUCUGACGUAAACAAUGGACAUUCAUCUGAACGUAGAAGGAGAAGGUUGAGAUAAACAAAAAGCUGUUUCCCUGGAGAAAUAGAUCAAAAUGAUGCAAGGUUCCUCAUUGUGAUACUGACGUUUGCAGAAGGUUUCAGAUUUUUUCUUCAUAUGGCUGUGUAUGCCAACCAUGUAUGAAGUUCCGACUGCUGUUAAUAGCAUUUUUGAAUUCAUUCUGUAAAAAGAUAGUCAAAUGUGUUGUAUGGCAUCUGGUUAUGAAUAAGAACACAGUCAUGUCUUCUUAUUUCCAAGAAUUGAACUUUCCAUGGAAUUUUCAGUGUUGUCCUCAUUCAAAGGAUGUAUUGAUGAUAGUUUCUGGUGUUGUGCCA
Prunus avium (sweet cherry) is the source of this 1937-nucleotide messenger RNA. NCBI's taxonomy places the organism in Eukaryota, Viridiplantae, Streptophyta, Magnoliopsida, Rosales, Rosaceae. The record is from RefSeq and is a predicted model, not a curated record.